AUGAAAGAGGAGAGCGAGGAGGAAGAGGAGGAAGAGGAGGAGGAGGAAGGCCGCGCUGAGAGAGUCUCGCAGCAGCACCAGCCUGCUCCGCCUCCCGCGCAGAGACCCCUGGCCCCUUCAAAGAACCCCACACAAAACCUGUCACGACCGGCUCGACUCAACUGUACACCAGAGCUGCCCCUGCCCCCGUGCUGCGGAGACAGGCAACACAACUGA
This is a messenger RNA of Knipowitschia caucasica, 216 nucleotides long. The record is from the annotation of a GenBank genome assembly. Lineage: Eukaryota; Metazoa; Chordata; Actinopteri; Gobiiformes; Gobiidae.